AUGCCCCCCAGCGGCAACUUGGAUACCGCUAGUCUGCGGCCAGACCCCUGUAAGCGCGCAGCCGUUUGGCCCUGGGCGCGCCCGCGCGCGUUGGCAUGCCUGAUGAAGGAGGAGUGGCCAAACGUGUCGGCAAGGGCUCCAACGCUGGCGCUCGCAAGAACAAGGCCCGCAACAAUGCUGGUCACGCCGUGUCUCAUGAUGCUCUCCCUGAUGCUCAGGCGAACUCGGCGGCAGUCGUCCACCAACCAGCUGCGGCGUGCCCUGCUUGGGCGGGCACGCGCGCGUGAUUCUCCGCGAAGUGCCUCGGCUUCUGUGCUGGGCCCUGCCCCGGGGUCAUCAUACCUGCGCG
Molecule: messenger RNA, 349 nt
Organism: Prorocentrum cordatum
Lineage: Eukaryota; Dinophyceae; Prorocentrales; Prorocentraceae
Source: the annotation of a GenBank genome assembly